CGACAAUUCUUGAACGAGAUGAUCGAGUGCAGAACGACAUCCCUGAGCCAAGAAGCAUCAUGAUUCGAGAAAACGUAGGAGCUGACAAUCAAAACAGGCAAAAACUAUUUGUCAAAUGUAGAAGCACGCAAGUUUCCGUUUGGACGAACGCACACGGGGGUGACGUGCGAAAGAAAAGAAAAAGCCAUCAUGCGAAAUUCAGACACAGUCACAGACAAUACAGUACUAGUACGAAAAAUGAGUUCUAAUGAGCUUCGUCCUGUUUUUCAUUCUUAGGGGAGACCACGUUUGAUGCGCGCGGCAAAGAUGGUGGGGUCCGCCUCCGGCUUGCUUCCUUCGAUCGGGUCCCUGUCGCGGUGGACGCUCAUUGUUCUGUUUGGGGAUAGCACAAAAGACGGAUUUUUACUCCUCGUUCGAAGCGAAACUGCGCGAGAUGAGGGGGCACCGACAUUGAAUUUGAACAAGCUGAACCUCGGCGGCGAAGAAGAACAUUUGAUGGAGAUUCUUGACGAUGCCACUGCGCAAGAAGAUGCCGAAGACGUCGUAAGCGAUUCGGGCACGACCCCUGCAACUGGUCCCGAACGACCGGCAACACGAGCACGUUUACCUUUAUCCAGUCUGAUGCAGCGCGAACGAACACCAGAACCCCACGUGGAAAUGCGACCACGGUCGUUCUCGCCGCAAGAAGAACAGCAGGUGCAGAAAAAUGGCGACGGCCAGGACGAAGCUCCUGGCGACAGGGCAGUGGUACGAGAACGAGAACUCCCGCAGUCCUUUGUAGACACGCACGCUCCCGGUCCCGGCGGACGAAGCAAGAGGACCACGACCGACACUAGAAAACACAAGCACCAUAACAAGCGAAAAAGCCUUACCGAGCAGACCCAUCUUGCAGGAGCAGUCCGAAAGAACCAGAACGCAACCGCGUUGCACUUUCCGCCACGCUGCUUUCUGCCGUUUGCCUGGAAUGCGUGCCCAAUCGGGCACGUGGACUACCCCUCCGCGGAUCCGGCUGCGGACAUGGGAGUGGUGGUUGUCCCGGACCCGGCGCCGACGGACACCCGCAAGCCUUGGAUUCUUCAGGAGCAGGAAGCGUUUACCUAUCACGAAAAUACCCGGUUCAAUGGCGUGAUGGCGGGCAGCGCGCUUCUCCUCCUGAUCACUGUCCUCAUUGGCGCCUCCGCAGCAGGCAUGAAGGAUGUCUGCAAGUUGCCCCGGGUGCGUCUGGCGCGUAAGGCCGUGAUGGAACGGCUGUCGCUCCUGUUCCGGCUGUGCAGCGGAGGCCACAGCCACUUUACAGCCGCGCGACCAGGACUUUCUCUGCAAAAGCGCGAAGACGGGAAGUUCCUUCUCACAUCAAUGCUGAAGAAGUACCUCCCGGACAAAAACGGAAUCAUCCAGGCCGACAAGAAAAAGGCGGCUGAUCGAGCGGCUCCGCAAGAUCCUGGGCUAAGGAGAAGCAGCAGCCCUGGUGCGCCUGGACCGCCAGAAGCACACGCAAACGCCAGGGGACCACUGGCCGCUUCGUAGCCUGCAGUAUUCGUCAGCAAUUGCUGAACUGCAGCGUCAAGGUGGAACAGGCAGGACUUUCUUCUGUAGCUGCAGAGUUGUAGACAGCUGCGGCUAGCUGAUGAGAGAUUAGGAGCACUUCUUCAUCUUUGCAGAAAGGUCGGUUGCUGUUGCAGCUUGUCUUUCCGGCAAAAGAAUCAGAAAAAUGUGAGGGGUAUACUACCACGAACACGAUUCUGUGAGCCCAUCUGAUGCACCAAGAGAACAGAUGUUGCGAAAAAUACCUGCUGCAAUCCUUAUUUCCAAUCUAAGCAACGAUACGAAGGAAUUGACUUUACAGUAGUUGGACGAUCAUAACUAAGUUAUGGACAAGUAUACUUGUCGAUUGUUUUCAACAAGGAAUUUGCACAGAAACACAUUGCGACUUAAUCGUUUGCAGCGCGUGAUAAUAGCAGAAGCCACAAGGUCAAGGACAGGUAGAAAAAGAAGAG
Messenger RNA from Amoebophrya sp. A120, 1997 nucleotides. Lineage: Eukaryota; Dinophyceae; Syndiniales; Amoebophryaceae. The record is from the annotation of a GenBank genome assembly.